AUGUCUUCAACAAUAAAGAGAGAACUCUUUGGAUCACUUAUGGACGAGAAAGGGUACAUUGACCCUUAUGUCAACGCAAAAGAGAUUGCAAGAAUAGCUUUAGCAAACGAAUAUCAUUGGCAAUAUCCUCUUGGGGAAUUUGUUAGAUAUUGUAUUCAAAACGAUAUUGACCCAGCUCUUGAGAUGAUCAGACUUGAGGAACACUUGGAAAAACCAAAAGAUCACAAACAACACAUGAAAAUAUACUCCAUCAACAAACAGCUAUUGGGACAAUGCAAAUAUCUCAAUAAGAAGUAUAUCAGAGCUAUACAAACAAUUAAAACAAACGACCAACUUACUUUACUUAUUGAUAACAUUCCUCUUGUUAGAAGUAUGGAGAAAGUUGUUCAAUCAAUCCACAAAGAAAUUGGGACAGUUGAGUUGGUUUUUGAAAGCUAUUUUGAAACUCUUUUGUGUUGUCAAGUUGCUCACUAUUACAACCUGAAAACCAAAUUAGAAGUUACAGACAAAAUCACAGUUAAAGUCACUGGUAAAGGGUGUGAAAGUACAAUCAUCACACUUAAUGACAUUCAGAAUGUAUUGCUGUAA
Entamoeba invadens IP1 is the source of this 588-nucleotide messenger RNA. RefSeq lists its product as hypothetical. Bases 1 to 588 code for a protein of 195 amino acids. NCBI's taxonomy places the organism in Eukaryota, Evosea, Mastigamoebida, Endamoebidae. The transcript has a single exon. The record is from RefSeq and is a predicted model, not a curated record.